AUGGCUCACACUGAGCGCAGUCAGUCAGCAGCUGUUGAAGAGUCCGAGACUGUCAUGAGCUACGUUGUGGACUUUCAUCUGUCACUGAAACUAUACAUGAGACAGCAUCUUCCUUACUUGUCAACACAAUGGUUACAAGAUCAAAAAGAUUUUCAAAUGUUCCCUUCAUGCCUUUUGGAGACAACAAAUUUCAAGUCACUCCUAGAAGAGAAUUUAGACCUACUUUUACCAGUGUUGCUAGAGUUUAAUAUUCUACAGCCUUUGGAAGCUCUUUGCACUGAUAGUGAAAAAGCUAUAAAUGACCUCUUGAUUGAGCAUUUUCCAGUAUUGAUGGCCCAUAUUUUCCCUUACAUUGCUGUCGAGACUUAUUCUUUGGAAAAUGUUAUAGAAAAUGCAAAGAUUAAGAAUGCCAAGGGCCGCUAUAAAUUACUAGAAAAGUCACUUGGAAAACAGAAUUUUAACAUUUUGGUUACGAGAUAUAUUGGAGACAUAACUCUAAAUAUUGUGAAAUUAGUGCAUGACCCAAGCAUCUGUAAAGAAGGAUUGGUUAUAGAACCCAAUCCUCCUCAUUUCCUUCCCAUUGUGAUAGAGCAUACUUUGAAAUUCAUUGGAGACUUGUUUGAGAAUAAAACACUAGCAGGUGUUCUGAACAGCAAUGGAAGGGAGCUUCAUAAAGUAAUUUUUUGGGGUCUCGGAGUACUUGCUAAAGCUUCUAUGCCCCAUGACGCUGGACGAGCUCUGUCUGCAAUUUGUGCUCUGGUUGAAGUAAUGUUAUUCCAGUCCAACAGAGAACUUGAGGAUUCUGCUCUGUAUACUAUUCAGAUAUUAGUGCACACACUUACUUUUUACAUAGGUGACCUCUGUAAAAAGGGUUGUUUCUUGGCAGCAUCUUACAUGGAACUACUAAAUUUUGUUCAUGAUUCAAAUUUACAUCAUAUUACUGAUGCUUGGCUGGAAGAAGAUUCUGAUUUACCAGUCACCAUGACUCUCACUGAAGGGGAAAUCAUUGCUGUCAUUUGGAGAACAGCCACCAGUGAUGAUGAUGCUGAUGAUAUUUGA
Messenger RNA from Macrobrachium nipponense, 1059 nucleotides. RefSeq lists its product as uncharacterized. The transcript has 5 exons. The record is from RefSeq and is a predicted model, not a curated record. NCBI's taxonomy places the organism in Eukaryota, Metazoa, Arthropoda, Malacostraca, Decapoda, Palaemonidae. The coding region runs from base 1 to 1059 and encodes 352 amino acids.